Linum trigynum is the source of this 583-nucleotide messenger RNA. NCBI's taxonomy places the organism in Eukaryota, Viridiplantae, Streptophyta, Magnoliopsida, Malpighiales, Linaceae. The record is from the annotation of a GenBank genome assembly.
UAACUCAUAAGUCAUAAUAUAGACUUAACAAAAAAGAUAGAGAAUAAUAAUAAGAAGAACACAAAAGAGUGAUAGAAAUGGGGAGAGGUGGUUUAGGCGUUGGUGGAUUACUGCUGAUUAUGUUGAUUGUGAUUAACAUGGAGGUUAAUGAAUCAACUACAUAUGAGGUGGGAGAUGAAUUUGGAUGGGAUCCCACCAUUGACAUGGAGACUUGGCCUCGUGGCAAAACAUUUCAUGCCGGUGAUAUCUUAGAAUUCAAGUAUGAUGACCAGAAGUACGACGUGGUGGUGACGGACCAAGAAGGGCACGACACGUGUACCGUGACGCCGAGAUCAGACGUACAUAACUCGGGAGAUGACCGUAUCGAACUUCAGCAUGGAGGUAAUUAUUUCAUCUGCAGCAUCUCGUCGCUCUGCAGCGCUGGAUUGAAGAUGGCCGUCUCCGCUGACUUCUAGUCCGUAAACUUUCGUCUUCUUUCAUUGCAAUGAAUCAGUAAAAUGUCUUUCAUGAUGUAACCAAAAACCUACUGCGUAUAGGUUAUAUCAACAUUUACAUCACAUUCGAAUAAAAAUCACAAAUGAGA